GGCUGUUGGGCGGGGCAGACGUCGUCUUCUUCGUCGGCAAAGCUCGCGGCAUACGCAACACGUGGACCCGCGUUUGCUACGAGAAGGAAAGACCAAGUUCGGCCCUGACAUCUUCAGAAACACAAGGGCUCAAGGACAUGGGAGUUUAUGUUGGUGAACAGCGUGAACUGUAG
Amoebophrya sp. A25 is the source of this 173-nucleotide messenger RNA. NCBI's taxonomy places the organism in Eukaryota, Dinophyceae, Syndiniales, Amoebophryaceae. The record is from the annotation of a GenBank genome assembly.